Cucurbitaria berberidis CBS 394.84 is the source of this 4401-nucleotide messenger RNA. RefSeq lists its product as uncharacterized. Lineage: Eukaryota; Fungi; Ascomycota; Dothideomycetes; Pleosporales; Cucurbitariaceae. The coding region runs from base 1 to 4401 and encodes 1466 amino acids. Gene Ontology annotation, molecular function: protein binding. The record is from RefSeq and is a predicted model, not a curated record. The transcript has 9 exons.
AUGGCCAGUCUCACAGGAGCACCCCAGCCGUCGAGCUUGGCGCCCCACCUGAGCCCUUCCUCAACCUCCUCGUCAACCACCCUUGCGCCUCAAGCGCGUAGAACCUUCCAGGAGAGCUUCGACAGGUUCGAGAAGACGGUCCAGAAAAGAUCGAAGAAUGAUCAACGCGAUUUCAACGACACAACGCUACGCGACGUCCAGGAAGCAGCGAAAGAAAUUGAGCAGCAGCUAGCUGCACGGCAGUGCCUUCGCAAUCUGAAGCGUCUUGAACCACUUUUGAGUGGACUUGAAGCAUAUUCAAAGGUUGUAGAGGUUCUCUGCAAUGGCACACCAUAUGUACCAUGGAUCUGGGCUCCUAUCAAGUUGAUGAUGAAAUUGGCCACAGAUAAUAUCAGUGCUUUUGAGAAACUGAUAUCAGCAUACGCACAAAUUGCUGAAAACCUGCCUCGAUUCGAUCGCCUCAGCAAUGCUUUCCGCAACAAUCCGGAUUUCCAACAAGUGCUUGCUGUUGUGUAUAGUGAUAUACUAGAAUUUCAUCGACAAGCCUACAAAUUUUUCAGGAGAAGUGGCUGGAAGUGCUUCUUCAAGUCCUCAUGGGGCCAAUUCGAAGCGAAGUUCAACUGCAUCCUAGAGAGCAUGUCGAGACACGCAAAACUCGUCGACCAGGAGGCAAACGCAUUCCUUAUUUCCGAGACAAUGCAAUGGAGAAAGGACGCUCGUGAAGCAGCAAACAGAGCAGAAAAAGAUCGAAGAGUUGUACAACUGACUGCAUCGCUUGCGUGGUUGGGCGUUGAAAAUGUUCCGCACUGUGGCCAGUCGUACCAGGACAAUUCCCUAAACACUUUAACGAAUGAUUGUUGUCCGGGCACAACUGACUGGAUAAUGAAACACCAAAAAAUGCAGGCUUGGCUUCAAGACGGACGAGGCUCAUCAACUUUAUGGCUGAAAGGCAAACCAGGCUCAGGGAAGAGCACUAUUUGUGCUCGAAUUGCCCAAUCUCUCCGCACCUACUCUACACAUAGACGCUAUACGCUUUUGUAUUGUUUCUACGGUUACAGAAUAAGCACCUUCCAUCCGGACCCGGUGAUCUUCAUCCUGGCUACUCUAGCGUCUCAGAUUCUUCGCCAGAACAUCAAACUCUCUGCGUACAUUUACGAAGAAUUCGUUGCUGAAGCUCGUUCACCUUCAAUCAGAGAGCUACAGCAAAUACUGUCUGACCUAAUGCCCCAGCUGAAGAUGCCCCGGAUUCUGAUUGAUGGUAUCGACGAAUGUGUUCACUAUGACUGCAAUGGUAGACCGCGCGAUCUCAAUCCGGUCAAGGGUGUCCUUCAGGCCAUCUUGCAACUUGAACAUCCGGUUAAUGGAAUGCCGCCACCCAAGAUCCUUCUCGUCAGUCGUGACGUUUCGCAAGUUACAGUAAAGCUUUCCAAGAAGCCAACAGUGUCGCUUGAUGACGAGAACGAUGCAAUUACAAUUGCAAUUCGAUAUUUCACGAAGCAAAGGUUUCGCGAGAUUCAAGACAGGUUCGAAAGUUUUCCCGAUGUCGACAACAUCCUCAACAAAACCGAAGAUAUGAUCAUUUCAAGAUCUCAAGGGAUGUUCCUCUGGGUCAAAUUAGUGUUAUCACAUCUAGAAGAAGACGCGUAUAAUUUGAACGACCUUGAAGCUGCUGUUGCAAAUAUGCCUGUCAGUCUAAACAGCUUCUACGACCGGAUUCUAGCUCGCGUCAUGCUUCUGAGCCCUUCUUCACGGGAGCGAGCAAACAGCAUGUUAAAUUGGAUGAUCUGCGGAAGGCGUCCAUUGCGAUCCGUUGAACUCCAAGACGCCAUCGCCUUUGCCACCGGUCAGGAUACCCUAACGGAAAGGUCGAAACUCCCUAAAACGAUCCUCGAUCUCUGCAAGCCGUUGAUUCAAACUCACUCUGACGGUCAUGUUUCCUUCGUUCAUUUCACUGUGCAAGAGUUUCUCCUUGGAAGAACAUCUACUAGUUCACUCGAAUCGGAACGCUGCGUGUCUAUGAGCUGUCUGAAGUACCUGAACUUCAGCCUUGGCCUUAUUCGACAGUAUGCAGUAUAUGACUCACGAACGGUAGAUGUAGGGAAGUGUCUGUAUACUCUGCAGUCAUAUGCAAAAGAGCACUGGCUGGACCAUUUACUGGCCUUCAUAUCGAAACUCCACGGCGUUGCAGAUAAGCAGUUAGAAGAGCGUUUAGAUCGUCUUGUUGAUAUCAUUCAGAGUCAUCAAACACAGGCUAGUAAUGCCAGUCUCAACUUCAUUUCAGAAGGCCCAGAAUCGGCACUGUCCCUGGAACCGCGCCUGGAGCAUAUCAGGCACUCUGGAUAUAUCUAUGAAGCACUUUGUAAAGUUGUCAGGCAUCGGCAUCAGCAAAUGGUACACUUCAAGAAUCCUGCCUUAGCGCACCUCCAUCCAGAUCCAACUCCCUUCAGCAUCGUACAAGCGGAACAUCAAAAGAGAGUCGAGGUUCUCCUUUCAUCUACCUCAUUUCCCGGUCUAACGCCCGCGCAACUGGCCAUAUUUCAUGACUAUCACAGGCCAUUCGCUUUUGUGUGCCGUUUUCCUGGAUGCUCGAGUAUCUUAGCUGGCUUCGCUACCCACGAUGAACGCGGUCAGCAUGAAAAGUCUCAUGCUCCGCCGCUCGUGUGCACACACUCCGGGUGCAAGUAUACCCUUGGUUUUAGCUCCUUACAACUCCUAAAGAGACACAUUCGAGAAUUUCACAAUGCGGCUCUUGCAGGUAUUCCGAGAAGCUUAAGACCUCAGAAGGCAAGAUCUUUAUCAAAAGAUGCUCCCGACAGCUACACAAAAGGUUCAACGCAGCUUGAUAAAUCCGACUAUAAUACCACAAGCAGUAUGAAGAAAAACGCUCCCCACGAAGAGCGAGCCACGGAACAAUAUUUCGACCAAAAGCUACUCCAGGGCUAUCUUGAGGCUCAACCUUGGUACACACCACCAUUGUCAGAAACGGUUCAUGAAAGAGAAGUACGAAUACAGACGACGGACCUUCGCGAACCACUACUACGUCUUUUUAAGCAGCUCAGGACCAACCCCGAUGCAUGGCCAUUUGGCACAGCGGAGAUUGCAGGAGGUGAUAUUUCAAUCCAAGAAAUGGAGAGGAAGCUCGACAAAAACCUAUAUCCAACGUUAGAGGGUUUUGUGCAUGAUGCUCAGUCAAUGUUCAAUCACUGUCGAAGUUACUAUAUUCCUGAUAAAUCGGUGAAGGUAAUCCAACGAGCGGCGGAAUCGGCAGAUCGUUUGGAAGAGUUCAUGUGGAAACAGAUUCGAGAGAUGAAAAUACACAGGUCUUUCGACCCCUCUCAGGUAAAGAUGAAUGAGAGAUUCUGGCGAUCGAGGACCAGCAGCUAUAACCCUGGUAAUGGCGACCUGUCAGGCGGUUCUAUUUCUUUACGUGAACUGGAGUAUGAGCAUAUGGAAUCAACGCCUGGAAACAUUCACCAUGCAACGGCUCACAACCCCGAUACGACAGGCACCUCCUUCGAUACAAUCUCAAGCAUCCCAAUGCCUCUGCCAAGAGCUUUUCUUUCAUCUUCAUCGGCCCAGUCAAGUGGUUCAACCGCAAACACAAGCCCACCACCAACAAAAUCUACAAAUUCUAGGGUGGCUUUGCACCACUUCGUACAGUACUAUCGCGUCCAGCUACAAAAAGGACAAAUACUCUCAGGCUGGCGGCUGACUACUUCGCCAGAAGAGCGCGGUACAUUUGCUUACAAGUUCUUUAUACAAUGCUCCUCGAUAAUAAUCGAGAUCCCGGAUAUGGAAGCUACGCGUCUUGCUCUCCAGUUCGAAAGAGCCAACUUUACGAGAGCGCAGACAAGGGAACAAUACGUACAAUUAACCCAACAGGGCCUAAGAUCAAUGGCACAGCGCAUACAGAAUACAGAUACCAGCAAAGCCAAUUCCGCGACCACAUCAGGGGAGAUCAACGCACCGCAGCGAGACGAAGUUCCGGCGCCGUUCGUGUCUCCAGGUCAAGUCCUUCUGAACUACGCUUCUGAAGGCGUUCCUAUAGAUUUUGGUCGUAGCGGACCUUCUACAGUGGAGCAUCUCAAGGGUAUUGAAAGCCCAGCGCCAUCACCUACUAGUGACUACGGUGAUCCUGGAGCACCACGACCUAUAUCCUUGUCACCACGCCCCCCACCAAAUUUCCUGCCGAGUGAGUCUAGUAUGCAUUUUAAAAAACUCGAAGCAGUCGGAUACGAGAGCUUGGAAACUUCGACUGCUAGACUUGCGCGCGAGAGGGCUGAUGCGGAUGAGCGUCGCAAUCAGCAAUUAUCGAUGUUACGGACGCCGUCACAGGAGGUGACAAAACCCACUGGUUUGGGAUCUCCCUUCCGAUUACGAUCAAUGGGGCCUUGGAUUUGA